Molecule: messenger RNA, 2598 nt
Organism: Nerophis ophidion (straightnose pipefish)
Lineage: Eukaryota; Metazoa; Chordata; Actinopteri; Syngnathiformes; Syngnathidae
Product: zinc finger protein OZF-like
Exons: 3
Coding region: 164-1645 (493 amino acids)
Biological process (GO): regulation of transcription by RNA polymerase II; central nervous system development
Cellular component (GO): nucleus
Molecular function (GO): RNA polymerase II cis-regulatory region sequence-specific DNA binding; DNA-binding transcription factor activity, RNA polymerase II-specific
Source: RefSeq, a predicted model, not a curated record
CAAUAGUGAGUGGUGCACACUUCCUUCAAACACGUGUUUCACUGGGACAAUAGUGAGUGGUGCACACUUCCUUCGCCCGGCCACAGAAGAAAAAAGAAAGAGUUGCUGGUGUAACAAUAGGAAGAAUAUAUUCCACUCCUCUCUUCUACACGCGGCUUAUGAGAUGAACGCUCGUCAAGAAGAACGUCCCCUUCAGCAGCAGGAGGAUCCACAGCCCCCCCACAUUAAAGAGGAAGAGGAGGAAGUGUGGAUCAGUCAGGAGGGAGAGUGUCCUGUAGGGCAGGAGGAGGCUGAUGUCAGCAAGUUUCCACUGACUGUUGUCUCUGUGAAGACUGAAGAGCAUGAAGACAAACCACCUGAGUCCUCACAGCUUCAUCACAGUCCAAACGUCUGUGGAGAACAACGUCUGCCUGAAAAAAAGAAGUGUAGCUUCAGGAUGGUGGAGGAUCCUUCAAAGAGGAAGACCAGACGCCACGGACCCUCUGGCGUCUCCUUCUCCUCUUUGACACAGACCCUUCCCAGUAAAAUGGAAGAGGAAGACUCACUGACGCCCCACAUUAAAGAGGAAGAGGAGGAACACAGCAUCAGUCAGGAGGGAGAUCAUCUUGAAGGACUGGAGGAGUUCCCAGUGACUGGUGUCCCUGUGAAGAGUGAAGAUGAUGAGGUGAAAGGUGAAAGUGAGGAGAGGGGAGGGGGGGAGCCUCCAAGCAGCAGCUCAACACAACACAUGACAACAGAAGCUGAUGGAGACCACUGUGGAGGAUCACAAGCAGACAAGCUCUUAGCUCCACUAUCAGAUAGUGAGGACACAACGUCACACUCUCCUGACACUGAUGAUGAAGACUCUAAAGAUGAUGCAACAUGUCACACUGACAACACUCACUUCACAUGUUCUCUCUGUCACAAAACAUUGAAAUACCAAAGUUCUCUGAAAAGACACAAGAGAACACACACCGGAGAAAAACUUCAUGUCUGUUCAAUCUGUAGUAAAAGUUUUGUACAAAGAAACAAUUUGGAAGUACACAAGAGAACACACACUGGUGAAAAACCCUUUUCCUGUUCAACCUGUGGUAAAGGUUUUACACAACGUCAGAAUUUGAAAAGACACAAGAGAACACACACCGGAGAAAAACUUCAUGUCUGUUCAAUCUGUAGUAAAAGUUUUGUACAAAGAAACAAUUUGGAAGUACACAAGAGAACACACACUGGUGAAAAACCCUUUUCCUGUUCAACCUGUGGUAAAGGUUUUACAGAACUUCAGAGUUUGAAAAGACACUUGAGAACACACACUGGUGAAAAACCCUUUUCCUGUUCAACCUGUGGUAAAGGUUUUACAGAACUUCAGAGUUUGAAAAGACACAAGAGAACACACACUGGUGAAAAACCUUUUUCCUGUUCAACCUGUGGUAAAUGUUUUACACAAAGUAACAGUUUGAAAGUACACACUAGAACACACACGGGCGAAAAAUCACAUUCCUGUUCAAUCUGCAACAGAAGCUUUUGUGACCGAUCUAACCUUUUAGCACACAUGAGAAGACACCCAGGAGAGAAAGUGUUGAGUUGCAGUGUGUGUGGUGAAAGAUUGUCUUCUAAGUACCAGUGUAAGAAACACAAGUGUGCUGGUGAGAACAGCAGCAGCAAAUGAAACUGCAGGAUGUGUAAUAAACUGUCCAGACUUUCAUUUUGACUUUCCAACAGGAUAGGUCUUUAUUGUCAUUGCACAAGUACAACGAAACUUUGUUUUCAGCACAAACCUGCUCAAGAUUAGACGAACAAACAGUGUACAGGGUUACAGAACAAGAACGCUGAUGGGUCGCCAUAAGGCGCCCCUUAAAAGAUGGGACAAAGGUAAACGCUGGGGAAGGAUGAGUAAAAAAAUACAAUCUAGACUGGGCUCCUAAGAGGGCCCAGUCUGGAGUGGGAAAAAACCUCCAUAGCAAAGCACAUAUACAUAUUACAACAUACAUCUCGAGAUAUCUAGCAACAGAGGGAAGGUAGUUCAAGGUCAUGGUGGUAGGUCGCAGCUCUCAGGCGCUGACCAUCCAUUCAUCACCGUUGCGUCUCGUCCAAAGUUCACAACAACAGGUGUGUGUCCAUGAAAGACAAAAAGGGAGUUUGUUGUGUCUUCGCUGCGCUGUCCUUCGGGACAGUCUCGAAGCCAGGGAAACAAUCCAAGUUAGAAUGAUUUGUAUGCGAGUGAAAAUAAAAUUAGCUUUUCACUCUAAAACUGUCUAUGACUGGUCCUCAAAAACUGCGGGGUAGACAGUCCGAUGUAAUCCACAGUUCUUCCCGCAUCCUCCAAUCAUUUGUGGCAGCUUUGGGGUAUCUUGGAGACUUCCAGCAACUUCCAAUUUGUCGACAAACCAGAGCAACACUUACUCCAAUCAGCAGAUGUCCUGUUGUCAUAAUUCCCAAUAGGUGGAUAUCUUCAUGUCCUCGACAGAAAAGGGUCGCCUGGCACGCGGUCCUCCUUCUUCUCCCAAGAGUCCGUGGUGUGUCCAGGAACAACCGCUUCGUCACGACAGCAGGUUCCCCCAAACCCAAGAUCUUGUCAAUUUUGUUGAGGCCAGUUAAAUAGUUCCAAUGUUUAGAUUUGGA